AUGGACGAAAUUCAAUCCGCGUCUGGUACCUAUUUAAUUCUAAAAGAAGACCCAGAGUCCCUACUUCGCCUUGUUAAUAAAUAUUGUAUGAUACAUCUUAUCAGAAAUACUUCAUUUUCAGGUUACAUACAUUCGAUUGAUCCUAUUUCUAACAGUAUCAUUCUUGCAGUACCACAUAAAAGUACAUUUCAGAUUGUCAUAAUACCUGGUCAUGCUAUCAUAAAUGUUACUGAAAGUAACCAGGGCUGUGAUGCAAUAUCACCAUUUAAAAAAUUAGAUGAACAAGAUUCUAAAAUUGAUAUCAUAAGUAGAAAAUCAAAGAUCAUGGAGUGGUUGAAAUUGAACUUCCUACCAGUGUCAGAAUCAGAAGAAAAUAUAGUUAUCGGAAAUGUUCUGUUAUUACCCCCUUAUACUGUAACUGAUAUUUGUACUGAUAAUCCCAUAGUAGCAAUGCAAGUUAGGCAAAUUAUAGAAAAAAUUCCACAAGAUUCCUAA
Parnassius mnemosyne (clouded apollo) is the source of this 495-nucleotide messenger RNA. NCBI's taxonomy places the organism in Eukaryota, Metazoa, Arthropoda, Insecta, Lepidoptera, Papilionidae. The record is from the annotation of a GenBank genome assembly.